Molecule: messenger RNA, 2223 nt
Organism: Arabidopsis lyrata subsp. lyrata
Lineage: Eukaryota; Viridiplantae; Streptophyta; Magnoliopsida; Brassicales; Brassicaceae
Product: AP2-like ethylene-responsive transcription factor AIL7
Exons: 9
Coding region: 437-1924 (495 amino acids)
Biological process (GO): regulation of DNA-templated transcription
Molecular function (GO): DNA binding; DNA-binding transcription factor activity
Source: RefSeq, a predicted model, not a curated record
AGUAAUCAACAAAUGAUUUUUGUGUGGUGGAUUAUCAUUUGAGUUUGACAAAUACAAAAAGCAAAAGUAUCACUCUUUUUAUAAAAAAAACAUCCUCUCCGGUUCCACGCCGGUCGACACAGAAGAAACCGCUCAACAUUGUCUCUCUUUCUCUCUUUCAUACCUCUUUUUUUUUACAUUUUGGUAAAUUUUUCCUUUUGAGUAAAUUUAAUAUCAUUUACUCUUUUUUUUCUCUCGUCUUGUCUCAUUAGGAAAAAAAUUUCUGUCUUUAAAAAGAGCUUCUUUGCUUGUACAUCAUCUUCUUCUUCGUUGGCAUUCUCUUCAAAUCUUUCGUACAAAAUGCAAAACCUGAACCUCUAAGCUCAAAAAAAGGUUUAGAGACUGUAACCGCUUUGAUCAGCAGAUUUUUCAACUUGAAAAAAAGUUACAAUCUUUGAUGGCUCCUCCAAUGACGUUUUCUCUGUCACCAAUGGAGAUGUUGAAAUCGCCUCCUGAUCAAUCUCACUUCUCUUCUUACGACGCUUCUUCUAUUCCUUAUCUCAUCGAUAACAUCUAUGCUUUCAAAGAAGAAGCUGAUAUAGAAGCUGCUGCUUCAAUGGCGGAUUCAACAACUCUAUCCACUUUUUUCGAUUCGCAAAUCCAUUCUCAGGCUCAGAUUCCAAAGCUCGAAGAUUUUCUCGGUGAUUCCUUCGUUCGUUACUCUGAUAACCAAACAGAGACACAAGACUCUUCUUCUCUCACUCGAUUCUACGAUCUACGUCACCACACCGAUGCCGGAGGAGUUUCAGAGUUCUUCUCCGAUCAUCAUCAGCAGCACGAUUUCAAGACGAUAAACUCGGGAUCAGAAAUUGUCGAUGACUCCACAGCUUCCAACAUCGGUGGUACUCAUCUUUCUAGUCACGUGGUGGAGUCAUCAACGACGGCGGAGUUAGGGUUUAACGGUGGUUGCACCACCGGAGGAGCUUUGUCUCUAGGGGUUAACAACACAUCAGAUCAACAUUUAAUAAGCUGUAAUAAUGGCGAGAGAGGUGAAAACAGCAACAAGAAGAAGACAGUGUCUAAGAAGGAAACAUCGGAUGAUUCAAAGAAGAAGACUGUCGAAACAUUGGGACAAAGAACUUCGGUUUAUCGUGGAGUCACCCGACAUAGAUGGACUGGAAGAUACGAAGCACAUCUAUGGGACAACAGCUGUAGGAGGGAAGGUCAUGCCAGAAAAGGACGUCAAGUGUACUUAGGUGGAUAUGACAAGGAAGAUAGAGCAGCUAGAGCCUAUGACUUGGCAGCUUUAAAAUACUGGGGUCCUACUGCUACUACAAAUUUUCCGGUCGCGAGUUAUUCAAAAGAACUUGAGGAAAUGAAUCACAUGACCAAGCUAGAGUUUAUUGCAUCUCUUAGGAGGAAAAGUAGCGGUUUUUCGAGAGGAGCUUCUAUGUAUAGAGGUGUGACAAGGCAUCACCAACAAGGUCGUUGGCAAGCAAGAAUCGGCCGUGUCGCAGGAAACAAAGAUCUUUACCUCGGAACCUUUGCAACCGAAGAGGAAGCAGCAGAGGCUUAUGACAUUGCAGCCAUAAAGUUCAGAGGAAUCAACGCAGUAACUAACUUUGAAAUGAACCGGUAUGACGUGGAAGCUGUCAUGAAAAGUUCUUUCCCUGUAGGAGGAGCAGCUGCGAAACGCCACAAACUCUCUCUUGAAUCUCCUUCUUCAUCAUCCUCCGACCAUAACAUCCAACAACAACAUUUGGUUCCGUCCUCUUCUUCCUCGGAUCACAACCCUAACUCAAUCCCAUGUGGCAUUCCAUUUGAAUCUUCAGUUCUCUAUCACCACCAGAACUUCUUCCAGCAUUAUCCUUUGGUUUCUGACUCUACAGUUCAAGUUCCUAUGAACCAAGCUGAGUUUUUCUUGUGGCCUAACCAGUCUUACUGAAUCAUAUGGUUCGUUCUUGCUUAGACUUCUAUUCACCGCGCUAACGGAUGACCCGAGGCUUAUCUUCUUGAUUCUGUUUAUAAGGAUGGAUCUUUGAAGUUCCUUUUUAACUGUAGGCUAAGACAGAAGUAGAGGGGGUAAAAGUUGAAGAAGCUUAAAACUUUUGGGGGUCAAUUUUGUAGUAAUCUUCUUUUGUUAGUGGUGGAUUAUCUAUCGGUUUUAUUACUCAUUUUUUGUAUGUAAUCGGCCUAUCGGUAUAACUCUGUUUCCAUACGAAUAUCUUUCUCAGAUUUUCAAAA